GGCUUUAACCCUGAAAGCAACGAGCAUAUGUGUUCCCUAUACCGGAAGCCCAGGUUCCCUCCCUUAUCUCCCCAUUGGCUGGGUGCUGCAAGGUUUCCCCCCCCCCCUUACACUUAUCCAGCGGAGAUAUCCUGCCUCCCACGCGGGGGCUCCCAUUCCCGCCCCCGCUGCCCAGGGUCGCUGCCAGCGUCGCCAGGAUUUCGGGAAGCUACAACUUGCCCUGGCUUCUGCAGUCCUCAAGAAAUUGAACCUGCAAACCUGGUCAGAAUGGACGGAGGAAGAUGGACAGCUGACCUGGUCAAACUGUCUCCCGCAUCCCUCCCUACAACCUCUAAGCAUCCCCUCCCGGGCCCCUUGGAGAAAUCUGGAAGCUACAACUUGCCCUGGCUUCUGCAGUCCUCAAGAAAUUGAACCUGCAAACCUGGUCAGAAUGGACGGAGGAAGAUGGACAGCUGACCUGGUCAAACUGUCUCCCGCAUCCCUCCCUACAACCUCUAAGCAUCCCCUCCCGGGCCCCUUGGAGAAAUCUGGUGAAGAAGAUGAUGGUCAGGAUUCCAUGGAGCCAUCUGUGAAUCCAUUGGAAACAGCAAAGAAACAGUUUGAAUGCAUGGAGUGUGGAAAGAGCUUCAGUCUAUAUGGAGGCCUUAGAAUACAUCAACGAACUCACACGGGGGAGAAACCCUUUGAAUGUAUGGAGUGUGGAAAGAGCUUCUCUGAGAGUGGAACACUUAGAAAACAUCAACGAACUCACACGGGGGAGAAACCAUUUCAAUGUAUGGAGUGUGGAAAGAACUUCAGUCAAAGUGGAGCCCUUAGAAGACAUCAACAAACUCACACGGGGGAGAAACCAUUUAAAUGUACUGAAGGUGGAAAGAACUUCUUUCAAAGUGAAACGCUUAGAAAAGAUCAACGAACUCACACGGGGGAGAAACCAUUUGAAUGCAUCGAAUGUGGAAAGAGCUUCAGUCGUAGUGCAGACCUUAGAGUACAUCAACGAACUCACACAGGGGAGAAACCCUUUAAAUGUAAGGAGUGUGGAAAGGGCUUCAGUCAAAGUGGAGCCCUUAGCAGACAUCAACUAACUCACACGGGGGAGAAACCAUUUAAAUGUACUGAAGGUGGAAAGAACUUCUUUCAAAGUGAAACGCUUAGAAAAGAUCAACGAACUCACACGGGGGAGAAACCAUUUGAAUGCAUCGAAUGUGGAAAGAGCUUCAGUCGUAGUGCAGACCUUAGAGUACAUCAACGAACUCACACAGGGGAGAAACCCUUUAAAUGUAAGGAGUGUGGAAAGGGCUUCAGUCAAAGUGGAGCCCUUAGCAGACAUCAACGAACUCACACGGGGGAGAAACCAUUUAAAUGCAUUGAAUGUGGAAAGAACUUCAGUGAAAGUGGAGCCCUUAGAAUACAUCAAAGAACUCACACGGGGGAGAAACCAUUUAAAUGCAUUGAAUGUGGAAAGAACUUCACUGAAAGUGGAGCCCUUAGAAAACAUCAACGAAUUCACACGGGGGAGAAACCAUAUAAAUGUACUGAAGGUGGAAAGAACUUCUUUCAAAGUGAAACGCUUAGAAAAGAUCAACGAACUCACACGGGGGAGAAACCAUUUAAAUGCAUUGAAUGUGGUAAGAGCUUCAGUCGAAGUGGAGCCCUUAGAAGACACCAACGAAAUCACACGGGGGAGAAACCAUUUAAAUGUACUGAAUGUGGAAAGAACUUCACUGAAAGUGGAGCCCUUAGAAAACACCAACGAACUCACACGGGGGAGAAACCAUAUAAAUGCAUUGAAUGUGGAAGGAGCUUCAGUCGAAGUGGAGCCCUUAGAAGACACCAACGAACUCACAUGGGGGAGAAACCAUUUAAAUGCAUUGAAUGUGGAAAGAACUUCAGUCGAAGUGGAAACCUUAGAAAACAUCAACAAACUCACACGGGGGAGAAACCAUUUAAAUGCAUUGAAUGUGGAAAGAACUUCAUUGAUAGUGGAGCCCUUAGAAUACAUCAAAGAACUCACACGGGGGAGAAACCAUAUAAAUGCAUUGAAUGUGGAAAGAACUUCAUUGAAAGUGGAGCCCUUAGAAAACAUCAACGAAUUCACACGGGGGAGAAACCAUAUAAAUGCAUUGAAUGUGGAAAGAACUUCACUGAAAGUGGAGGCCUUAGAAGACAUCAACGAACUCACACGGGGGAGAAACCAUUUAAAUGCAUUGAAUGUGGAAAGGGCUUCAGUCAACGUGAUACACUUAUAAGACAUCAACGAACUCAUAUGGGGGAGAAACCAUUUAAAUGUAUUGAAGGUGGAAAGAACUUCAGUGAAAGUGGAACAAUUAGAAAGCAUCAACGAACUCACACGGGGCAGAAACCAUAUGAAUGCAUUGAAUGUGGAAGGAGCUUCAGUCAAAUUGGAGCACUUAUAAUACAUCAACGAACUCACACAGGGGAGAAACCAUUUAAAUGCAUUGAAUGUGGGAAGAGCUUCAGUCGUAGUGGACACCUUAGAAUACAUCAACGAACCCACACAGGGGAGAAACCCUUUAAAUGUAAGGAGUGUGGAAAGAGCUUUAGUCAAAGUGGAAACCUUAGAAAACAUCAACAAACUCACACGGGGGAGAAACCAUUUAAAUGUAUUGAAGGUGGAAAGAACUUCAGUGAAAGUGGAACAAUUAGAAAACAUCGACGAACUCACACGGGGCAGAAACCAUAUGAAUGCAUUGAAUGUGGACAGAGCUUCAGACAAAUUGGAGCACUUAUAACACAUCAACGAACUCACACAGGGGAGAAACCAUUUAAAUGUAUUGAAUGUGGAAAUGGCUUCCGUCUAAAUGCUCACCUUAGAAGCCAUCAACGAACUCACACGGGGGAGAAACCAUUUAAAUGCAUUGAAUGUGGAAAGUUCUUUAGUCAAAGUGGAGCACUUAGAAUCCAUCAACGAACUCACAUGGGGCAGAAACCAUUUGAAUGCAUCGAAUGUGGAAGGAGCUUCAGUUGUACUGGAGCACUUAGAUAUCAUCAACGAAUUCACACAGGGGAGAAACCAUUUAAAUGUAUAGAGUGUGGAGAAAGCUUCUUUUACAAUGGAAGACUUAGGAUGCAUCAGCGAACUCACACGGGGGAGAAACCAUUUAAAUGCAUUGAAUGUGGAAGGAGCUUCAGUCAAAAUGGAGCACUUAGAAAACAUCAACGAACUCACACGGGGGAGAAACCAUUUAAAUGUGUUGAAUGUGGAACGAGCUUCAGUCAAAAUGGAACACUUAGAAGACAUCAACGAACUCACACGGGGCAGAAACCAUUUGAAUGCAUUGAAUGUGGAAAGAGCUUCAGUCAGAUUUCAGCACUUAGAGUACAUCAACGAACUCACAUGCAGCAGAAACCAUAUAAAUGCAUUGAAUGUGGAAAGAACUUCACUGAAAGUGGAGCCCUUAGAAGACAUCAACGAACUCACACGGGGGAGAAACCAUUUAAAUGUUUUGAAUGUGGAAAAAACUUCAGUGUAAGUGACACACUUAGAAAACAUCAACGAACUCACACGGGGGAGAAACCAUUUCAAUGUUUGGAGUGUGGAAAGAACUUCAGCCAAAGUGGACACCUUAGGAAACAUCAGCUAACUCACACAGGAAGAGAACCACAGAUGUAGGGAAUGUGGAAAGAGCAUGAGGGAGUGGAGACCUUCAUAUUCAUAAGCGCAUUCACUGGUGAAAAAGCCUUAUAAAUGUAUGCAGGGUUCCACUCAAGGCUUACUCUUACAAGAAACUCAUAAAGGGGGAAAUAAAUUUUAAAUACAUGGAACCCCUGUGAUGUUCUGGUGUUUGUAUUCAAAUUUGUAUACACAUAUAUAUGUAUUAAAGUAAUGAAGGUCACAUAUACUAAAUGUAGAAAAGAAGUUGCAAGUUGUUGCUAGAUAAACGGGGCGAGAGUGUGAAUCUGGAA
Molecule: messenger RNA, 3924 nt
Organism: Lacerta agilis (Sand lizard)
Lineage: Eukaryota; Metazoa; Chordata; Lepidosauria; Squamata; Lacertidae
Product: zinc finger protein 208-like
Exons: 5
Coding region: 431-3631 (1066 amino acids)
Biological process (GO): regulation of transcription by RNA polymerase II
Molecular function (GO): DNA-binding transcription factor activity; RNA polymerase II cis-regulatory region sequence-specific DNA binding
Source: RefSeq, a predicted model, not a curated record